AUGAGUCAUAUUCAAAUGUUUCAUUCAUAUAAAAAUAGUGUUACUCUUUAUUGGAAUUCAAAUAAUCUUGAAUAUCAAAUUAUUCGUGACAACGAAGUUUGGUUUGAAAGUGGUCCGUUUUUUAUUCAUUUUAAUCAAACAUUUUAUUCAUCAGCUCCCGAACAAGAAAUACUUCCAAUGUUACCCUUGUAUCUCAUUGAACAAUAUGAAACUAAUGGAACUGAUGUUGUUUUUGGCUUAUUCGAUAGAUUGUCUCUUCGUUGGUCAAUUGCAAAUACUUCAAAUGGCUUUGUUUGGGAAACAUCAUUUAAAAUCUUUCAAGAACAGUCAAUUAUUUUAUUUGAACAAUAUUUUCCUAUUGAUCUUAGCGGAAUGUCACAGGGAAACGAUCGAAAUACAUUUAAAUAUUCUUCCACAGCUUUUCCAAGAUUUAAAGUUUCCUUCAAUCAAACAGAUCAAUAUGCUAUCGAUCAAUUAGGUCAUUUUACAUUUUUAGAUGCUUGGGAUUUAAAUAUGCGUGGAGUUGGUUUAAAAAAUGUUUUCACUGGUGGCUUAUAUAGUGGAAAUCCUUUAGUAUUAUAUAAUUUAACAAAAAUCGAUUCGAAUAUUAUUCUAUCAUCAUUAACUAAUUUCAUGACAAAUUUUCAAACACGUUCGCCAUCAUUAAACUAUCAUCUAUCAUGUGGUUUACAUGGACGAGUACAUCAAAUAGUAAAAUCAUUUUCUUUAAAAACUAUUUUAUUAGCAUCCGAACCUAAACAAGGUAUCAAUCAAAUUGUUAAUCUAUGGGGAAAAUUGAUGUUACAAUAUUAUGGAAAACAACAUAUUAAAGAACAAAAAGAUCUACACAGAGAUUUCUAUGUAUCAAAAUUAGGUUAUUACACAGAUACAGGCGCUUACUAUUGGUAUCAUACAGAAUCGAAUUUAACCUACGAACAAACAUUUAUUAAAUUAAAACAGUAUCAUGUAAAUGAACGAAUUCCUAUUCAAUAUUAUGAAUUAGAUUCCUAUUGGUAUUACAAACAAAAUAAUUAUACGGGUGAACAUGGUGGUAUUAUGUUGUAUGAACCGAGACCUGAUGUAUUUCCAAAUGGUAUUGAUGGUCUGCAAAAAGACGUUUUGCAUACACCUCUGAUUGUUCAUCAUAAAUAUUAUUCAACAGAUAAUUUAUAUCAAAAUACAUAUAGAUUUGUGAAUGGCAGUGUAGGAGGCGUUUCAUUACCAUUGGAUCAAACUUUUUUUAAUAAAAUAUUUUCACAAGUUAAACAAUGGGGCGUAGAAAUUCUUAUACAAGAUUGGCUUUCGUCUGUCUAUGAAGAUAUGCCAGAAUCAUCGUGGGAUGUUCAAACAGCACGUGAAUAUCAUAUACAUUUAGCUGAAGGCGCUAAACAAGCUGGAGUUAAAAUCAUUUAUUGUAUGCCAUUAAAUCCAGAUAUAAUGGAAACACUAGAAAAUACGCAAGUUCAUUAUAUGCGCGUUAGUGAUGAUUAUUCAGAAAAUAUUAAUCAAUGGAAUAUUGGCCGAGUAUCAAUGAUUACAUGGGCCAUAGGUGUGAUACCAUUUAAAGAUACAUUCUGGACAACGUCAAUGCAGCCAGAAUCAAGAUACGGCAAUUUUACAGAACCAAAUAUUCAUUUGAAUGCAUUGAUUGCAUUAAUGAGUUUAGGCGGUGUUGCCAUAUCAGAUAAAAUUGGUAAUACAAACAUAACGGUUGUUAAUCGUUUAUGCCGAUUGGAUGGCGUUCUAUUUCGUCCAGAACGACCUGCAACUGCUAUGGAUUCAACAUUUUUAGCUAGCGGUGGCCCUAAAGGAGAAAUGUGGCAUACAUAUAGUUCUGAUGGGCAACAAAGCACAUUCGUGGAAUAUGUGAUGAUAACAAAUUUAACUGAACCUUAUUUAUUCUCUUGGAAUGAAUUGUCUAAUACAGAAGAAGAUGAUAAUCCAAUCAGAAUAGUAUCGGAUAUGUAUGUUGCCUUUGAAUUUGAAAAUCCAAAAGAUUAUUAUUGGUUUUCAUCAAUAAAUUCAUCGACAAUAGUAAUGCCCUCUUGUGCACAAGAUUUAGCAACACAUCAUUCACCAUUUCAUCUUUAUAUAUUUGUGCCUUUUUCAAAAAUAUCGAAUUGGAUUUUAUUUGGUGAAUUAAGUAAACAGUUACCAAUAACCAAACAAAGAUUUGGAUCAAUACAAAAUACCGCUGAUAGUCUUCACGUGAAUGUGAUUGGAGUUUAUGGCGAACAAGUGCCGAUUACCGUAGGAUAUUGUGAACAUGUAUUUGGCAAAAUUGAUAUAUUUACUGUCGAAUGCUCAUUUAUUUCAGUACAAGAUAUAUCAACAAUGAUGAUAACAUGUGAACCACAAACCGGAUGUCAGUGUAACAUUAUUUAA
Rotaria socialis is the source of this 2385-nucleotide messenger RNA. NCBI's taxonomy places the organism in Eukaryota, Metazoa, Rotifera, Eurotatoria, Philodinida, Philodinidae. The record is from the annotation of a GenBank genome assembly.